GCGGGAUGGAUGUUAGCUUAAAUAGUAUUUGUUUUUAAGGAAAGUUUUAUAAGUGAAAAGGGAAAAAAUAACAGUUAAUAAAGUAGAAAGAAUGAACUAUAUUAAGGGAAGGAAAAUGCUCGUAAACCAUUAAAAAAAUGAUUUCACGCUCAACACAAGGCCUAAGGAGGGAAUUGUGCUAAACGAAUCUUUUUUCUCACAUCAAUUUCAUUUCCUGUUUCAGUCAGUAUAUAUAUAUAUUUUCCUCUUAUUGACUCUGUUUGUGAUACGAAAAACGAAAAGCUAAAGUAAGUGUGAUUAUCCCUUUCUUGGUGCUUGUCGAGCCCCCUUUUCGCUCUCUUUUUGCAUUCCAUUGUAAUAAGGCGUAGUAUGCCGACGUGCAAAUUAAUUCAGAUCUUUGUGUACUUCGCUUUUCCUUCCUUUUCCUUUGGAUGGGAAUGAGACACAAUUGAAGUUGUUUGUAUCUCUCUUUCCGUUAGUCUUUAACAUGUCGAAUUGCUAGCUGACUUCCUUCUCGUACCCCCCAACAUAUAUAAAGGGAAACGGAUUUUGCAUUGGAAUCUAUAAAGAUGAGGUGCAACUAAACAGGCUUUGUUGCGAAAAGCCGUGGAAAAAAACGCUGCGGAACCCUAAACUGAAAGAUAAGGACUAUUUCAAGGAAUUGUAGAGCGGGGGCAAAGGAAGAAACAUUAUCACUCGAUGUUUUUUUUAAAUCCUCAUCUACAUUUUUAGGAAUGUCGAAUAAAUGUAAGUUGUUCUAAAUUUGGAUAUAUUAAGGGUAAAGAUUAUUUAAUUCGGGAAAAAAAUGAUGAAUCUUUUAAAUUUUCUUAAUACAUAUUGUUAUGCGAUUAUAUCUGUAGCAGUUUAAUAAGUUGAUAGCAAGUUUGUUACAGUUCAGAAAUCACUUUGCUCACACUGUUUUUCUCUCUAUUUUCAACGUAUAUUUUGCUUUACAAAUUCACAAUUAGUUUGACUAGUUAAUUUCUUUUUGGCUUACAUAUUGUAGGGUGACACGAAGGGACAUUUCUUUGCGGAUUAAACAAACCAAAAAAGGGAGAUUGCUCUUGUGCUUUAUCAAGAUCAAUUAAAAGUUAUACUUAUUAAAGAAUUUGUCAAUACCUAUCGUAAGGGGAUACUAGAGCGUGCUGAUACACAUCCAUAUUAAAACAGGCGAACAACAAUGUUUCGAAACAAGUACGACACCGACAUCACCACAUGGAGCCCCAAUGGUCGUCUCUUCCAACUCGAAUAUGCGAACGAGGCGGUGAACAAUGGCUCAGCAGCUGUGGGGGUUAAGGGUGCUGACUACGCCGUGCUCGUGGCGCUGAAGCGCAGCCCUGCUGCCGAGUUAUCUUCUUAUCAAGAAAAAGUCUUUGAGUUGGAUGAGCACGUCGGCAUGGCAAUUUCUGGCCUAGUGUCUGAUGGCCGUAUUUUGGCUCGUUUUAUUCGAGUAGAGUGCAUGAACUACCGUUAUAUGUAUGGUAGCAGCUUACCCAUCAACCAACUUGCAGACAUGCUCGCCGAUAAGCACCAGAGGCACAUCCAAUUUGCAGGAAAGCGGCCUUUUGGCGUAGGUCUCCUUAUCGCCGGUAGCGAUCGUCAAGGUCCGCAUCUUUAUCAGACAUUACCCACUGGGGAUGUCUUUGAUUUCAAAGCGACAGCGAUGGGUGUGCGUUCGCAGGCGGCGCGCACAUACCUGGAACGACACUACUUGACAUUCACGAGCUGCACAUUGGAUAGCCUUGUGAUACAUGCACUCAAUGCACUUGCAUGUGCCACGUCCGAAGGGGUGGAGUUGAACAUCAAGAACACCACUAUCGCUAUGGUGGGAAGGGACAUGCCUUUCACAAUUCUUGACGAGGAAGCUUCGAGGAAGUAUUUGGAUGGGUUUAAAAUGAGUCCGGAGAGUCGUGUGGUGCAGGCUGAGAAUGAAGAGGAAGACGUAAUUCAUGAACAACCGCUGGAUCUGGAUGAAUAAGUAAUCAAUGAGGAUAAUACUCUGAUAUAGGAAGGACGAGUACACGUAUCCUUAGUAUUUUUUUUCUCAUCAUAACACGAUGGGUGCACGUCUGGAAAGGGAAAUGCAAGUGAUUUGGCUUUUUUUUUGGCAGUCGUGUUUAGAUGGCUUAUCGGAUGAUAAAAAUAUAUAACCACAACUGCUGAAGCACUGCGAUUGGU
Messenger RNA from Phytomonas sp. EM1, 2178 nucleotides. Lineage: Eukaryota; Euglenozoa; Kinetoplastea; Trypanosomatida; Trypanosomatidae. The record is from the annotation of a GenBank genome assembly.